Heterotrigona itama is the source of this 496-nucleotide messenger RNA. The record is from the annotation of a GenBank genome assembly. NCBI's taxonomy places the organism in Eukaryota, Metazoa, Arthropoda, Insecta, Hymenoptera, Apidae.
AUGGCGCAGAGUAAAUCCACUGGUUCUUUUAUAAGUACUCCUGGUUUUUGUUCUGAUUGUGGGUCAAUUCUACCAUUGUUAGAAGAAAGAGGUGAUGUACGAUGUUACGCUUGCAAAAAAGUUUGGGGUCCCGAAGCUUUCGGAGAUAUGGAAAUGUCGUAUGUUAUUCACUUUAACAAAAAGAACGUUUAUGGUUCGUCAAAACAAAAGGAUGACAAAGAGGAAGAGGCAGAAGGUCCAGUCGUCGAAAGGAAAUGUCCUCAGUGUCAGAAUAACAAAAUGUCUUAUGCUACGUUGCAACUGAGAUCGGCAGAUGAAGGGCAGACAGUAUUUUACACAUGCACCAAGUGCAAGUAUGUUCUUUUGUUUUUUUUUUUUUUUUUUUUUUUUUGAAGUUAUUCUCUAGGAGGGAGGAAAUGUUUCUCACAGAAAAAGAAAGCUUUUUUUUCUAAAAAGAGAUUUAAUUUUCAGAUUCAAAGAAACAGAGAAUUCGUAA